This is a messenger RNA of Gracilinanus agilis (Agile Gracile Mouse Opossum), 858 nucleotides long. RefSeq names its product mitochondrial ribosomal protein L2 (gene MRPL2). Gene Ontology annotation, molecular function: structural constituent of ribosome; RNA binding. Gene Ontology annotation, cellular component: ribosome. The coding region runs from base 25 to 780 and encodes 251 amino acids. Gene Ontology annotation, biological process: cytoplasmic translation. The record is from RefSeq and is a predicted model, not a curated record. The transcript has 6 exons. NCBI's taxonomy places the organism in Eukaryota, Metazoa, Chordata, Mammalia, Didelphimorphia, Didelphidae.
GCGGCAUCCGGAAUUGAUACUACCAUGGCUCUGCCGGCACUGUCCCGAGCUUUGGGCUCCCUCAGCCUGGCCGCAGGUCCGCGCCCUGCCGCCCAGGUGAUGAACAAUGUCUUCCUCCAGCCUUCUUCGGCUGGAAUGCUAGUUGCCUGCCGCUUUUUCCUGACCUCUGGGGUCCUUAAUGCAAACUUUGUUUCCUGGAAGAGUCGUACAAAAUAUACCAUUAUGCCAGUGAAGAUGAGGAAGUCAGGGGGCCGGGACCACACAGGUCGAAUCAAAGUACAUGGUAUUGGUGGAGGCCACAAACAGCGUUACCGAAUGAUUGACUUCCUUCGAUUUCGGCCUGAGGAUGAGGCCAAGCCAGGGCCUUUUGAGGAGAAGGUCAUUGAUGUCCGCUAUGAUCCCUGUAGGUCUGCAGACAUUGCUCUUGUUGCUGGGGGCAAUAGGAAACGCUGGAUUAUUGCUACCGAAAACAUGCAAGUAGGAGACAUACUCCAUAAUUCUGACUACAUUGGCCGCAUGGCAGUUGCUGCCAAGGAAGGGGAUGCACAUCCUCUGGGAGCCCUGCCCAUUGGGACUCUCAUCAACAACUUGGAGAGUGAGCCAGGCCGGGGUGCCCAGUACAUCAGAGCUGCAGGAACCUGUGGUGUACUUUUGCGGAAGGUCAAUGGAACAGCCAUUGUCCAGCUGCCUUCCAAGAGGCAAAUGCAGGUAUAUGUGUGGGUAAAGAGUGGCAUGAGAAUUGGCAAAGAAUGUAACCCUCUCCUGGAUCAGGUGUCUUAGGGUCUAGAAUCCUCCAAGGCUUCUGUGUCCUAUUUCAGUACAUACCCAUACACCCACAGGCUGUGGUUGCCCAUGUUU